UUUAACCAAUCACAGCUGCGCUAAUGUGCGGUGGGCGGUACCAACAUGGCGGCUCUCUGAGUUUGCGAAGAGAAAUUGAGGUGUAAAUAAACUCUUCGUGCACAUUUUGCACAACUUAUCAGCUUAUUUCGCCACAUUAAUUUAUGAGCGAGUGCUCUGAAGCCAAAAGAUGUCAGGUGACGGCAACAAAAAACAGUUCUGGAAGAGAAACACAGCCAAGGUUCCUGGGAAUAUCCAGCAUGUUUAUGGGGCCCAACAUCCCCCAUUUGACCCUUUGCUACAUGCCAAUCUGAUGAAAGCAGGAAACAAGCCUCCGACUGCAACUACGCCAGGAAAACCAAAGAAAGCCACCACUUUUCAAGAGUUCGAGAGCAUCACCAGCGACGCCUGGGAUGUGGGAGACGACGACGACGAACUUCUCGCCAUGGCGGCCCAAAAUCUCAACAUCGAGGUCGUCAUGGAGACGGCUAAUAAGGUGAUCGAAAACCACAGCAAGCUGCAGGAGAGAAGACAGCAGCAGAUGGACAAGAUGACCGAGCCUGACGAAAAAGACGGACAGGAAGCGCACGAGGAAGAGGAGGAAGAGCCAGACGAAGAAGACGAGAGAGAGGAAGGGGCAGAGACGACAGCAGAUCUGUCUUUCAGUUUAGAGGCUCUUCCGCUCAGCGACAAUAGACUGGUGAAGUCACACAGUGAAGCUCCCGUCGGCUCACCUAAAGAAGCGGGAGUUGAGCAGGCAGUACUGCACAGACAGCAGUCACUCCCGCACAGGCCUGUGAUUCCAUUGGUGGCCCGCAUGGCAGAUCAGAACACAUCCGGGACUCCUGCCUUGACCGAGAGGGAGGCGUCAAGACUCGACAAGUUCAAGCAGGUUCUGGCCGGACCUAAUACUGAUCUGGAGGAGCUUCGGAAGUUGAGCUGGUCUGGAAUUCCACGGCAGGUGCGCCCGAUCACAUGGAAACUGCUCUCGGGGUACCUGCCAGCCAAUGCGGAGCGGAGAGAAAGCACCUUGCAGAGGAAGCGGCAGGAAUAUUUUGGCUUUAUCGAGCAGUAUUAUGACUCCCGUAAUGAUGAACACCAUCAGGACACGUACAGACAGAUUCAUAUAGAUAUUCCCCGGAUGAGUCCGGAAAGUUUAGUUCUGCAGCCGAAGGUAACUGAGAUUCACAUUGACAUACCGAGAACUAAUCCUCUUAUACCUCUCUUUCAACAAGCUUCUGUGCAAGAGAUCUUUGAGAGGAUUCUGUUCAUCUGGGCAAUACGGCAUCCAGCGAGUGGUUAUGUUCAAGGCAUCAAUGACCUUGUCACACCCUUCUUCGUCGUUUAUGUUUUCGAGUAUAUCGAGGAAGAAGUGGAAAAUUUCAAUGUUUCCAGCUUGCAGGAAGAGGUGUUGCGGAACAUCGAGGCUGACAGCUUCUGGUGCAUGAGCAAGCUCCUGGACGGGAUUCAGGACAACUACACCUUCGCCCAGCCUGGGAUCCAGAGGAAAGUGAAGGCACUGGAAGAGCUGGUCAGCCGGAUUGAUGAGACGGUGCACCGCCACAUGCAGCAGUACGAGGUGGAGUACUUGCAGUUUGCCUUCCGCUGGAUGAACAACCUGCUUAUGAGAGAACUUCCUCUGCGCUGCACCAUUAGACUCUGGGACACUUAUCAGGCAGAGCCUGAAGGAUUCUCUCAUUUCCAUCUGUACGUGUGUGCUGCCUUCCUGGUGCGAUGGAGGAAAGAGAUACUAGAGGAGAAAGAUUUCCAGGGUCUGAUGAUCCUGCUCCAGAAUCUACCCACAAUGCACUGGGGAAAUGAGGAAGUCAGCGUUCUCCUAGCUGAAGCUUACCGGCUGAAGUUUGCCUUUGCCGAUGCUCCUAACCAUUACAAAAGAUGAGGCUUCGCCCAGCACAAUCACUGAACAUGACGAGCCCUGCUGACCUCGGAGAUGCAACUGUCUGUGUAAUGAUACUGAACUGAAACCAUGACAUUUUUUUUUAUGGAGAUGGGAAUAUGAUCCGCAGCUGUUCCUGGAAUUUUUCCGCAUUUCUACUAAUAUCAGCACUCCGAAUGCCAUGAGUCGCCCGGAUGUCAAAAUCGUGCUCUUGAAAUACAUUAAUUUAAUCAUUGUUUCGUAGGCUUUUCUUCUUUUAAUCACAACCUAUACCGAGAUUUUUUUUUGUUUGUUUUUUCACGCACUGAGCCUUCGGGAAGUUCAUUUAGAUGACGAGAUUCUAGGAAGUGACGGCGACGAUAGGAUGGAUUCUGGCCUGAUUGAUUUGUGGCAAUAAUAAGACGUCAUUUAAAAAAAACGUGGUUUAUGAACAUACGCAGUAAGGUCUUUUGGCUUAAACGGCGCCUACGAACGCUUAUUCUAACCUUGGUCUACCUCAGGAAGCGGGCGGGAUUCGUAGGGUGUUCGUUUCGUCUCUGCAUGUGAACGGCGCCCAUGAGGCUUUGCGGUGAAGUCGAUAAAAUUUGCCUUAUUUUGGCUGUUUCAGUUUCGCGAGGCACGGGUUCAGUGAAACGAAGGCAGCUGGAGAUGCAAGUACUGAUGAAAUUUUUGCUUUCCCUGUUGCUCGCGGCCCUGUCAUUUUGACACCCCGUUUUGAUAUUGAUAUAAUAAUCCGUACCGACUGUACAACGCUGUCAUUAAUAGAUGUGUUUGGGGGAUCUCGGCUUCUGACUUUUGACAUUUUGUCAGUAUUUGAACUGUGCGCCGCUUCAAUCAUGCCAUCAGGCUUUUUUUUUUUAAUUUGCGUGCCAGUUCUUACAACUAAAUAUAAGUGUGAAACUGCACUUGAUGAGUCUAUUUUCCUCCUUUUUGUACAAGAUAUAUUCUAUGAAUCCGCUUUUUUAAAUUCUUUCUUCUUUUUUUUUAUAUACUGUUUACAUGAGCCUGUUAAGUUGUGCCUAACUCUAGAGAUUGACGACAUCACAGAUAUUUAUUUUACGUUCGUGAUCAUUUAGGACGCGGCAAAAGCGGAACGUUUGCCUCGACGACAUUUGCUCCUGCGCAAGCAGUGAAUUCAGCAGCUCCGCAGCUUUCCUCCGGCCGUUUGAUGGGCCGUAGAAUUGAAGGGAUUUUACCGUAACUGACAUUCAGUGCCUGGACAACGUGGGGUUACCGUACGAGCUACGUGGGUUGCUGGAAGGUUUUCCGGACGCCGAGCUUCUUGACUUCAAACUACGGAAACAUCCGAAUGGAAUUUUAAAAGUGUGAGUGAAUUAAAUAGCUGUGUACAGAAUUAUGUUUUCAAAGAGAUGUAAAUAGAAAAUGUGUAAAUAAAUACUAUAUAUGGUUA
Puntigrus tetrazona (Sumatra barb) is the source of this 3287-nucleotide messenger RNA. RefSeq names its product TBC1 domain family, member 22a (gene tbc1d22a). Lineage: Eukaryota; Metazoa; Chordata; Actinopteri; Cypriniformes; Cyprinidae. The record is from RefSeq and is a predicted model, not a curated record. Gene Ontology annotation, molecular function: GTPase activator activity. The coding region runs from base 170 to 1879 and encodes 569 amino acids. The transcript is spliced from 14 exons. Gene Ontology annotation, biological process: activation of GTPase activity.